AUGGUCUCCACCACGGGUCUCUCCGUGGGGCUCGCCAUUGGCGUGCCGGUGUUCCUUAUCAUCGUGGUGUUAGCGUUCUUCUGGGCCCGCAACAACCGCCGCCAGAAUAAAGAGUUCAUUGACGACGACGACGUCGACUUGGACUUGAAAGACGACGCCCUGUACACCCAGUUCCACCACCAGCUCGUCAAACCAAUGCAGCCGGACGAUCCGCCGCUGGACUCUCAGCGACUGCUGACGCUCACCGAGCUGGUGCAGCGUCCGCAAAAGCUGACCUACGAGUUCUACGAGACGUUUAUCCCCGUGAUGCAGAGCGACGUGCUGACGGCACUGCUUAUCGCCCCGCCACCGGCGGCACCUACCAUCGCUCGCGACCCCAUGCUGUCGACGCUGGACGUACUGGUACCACCGCUGGCACCACUGCUGGCACCUCCACAAGCACCACCGCCGCUUACGUCGCAGCCCAGUCACAUCAGUCUCGAUAAGCUCGCUAAGGACCUCUCCCACUCUGAAUUUUUUGAGAAGUUGCCGCUGAAGGCACUGGCCCCGGCGCUGCCGAUGAACCCGUGGCGUCAGCCUCCCGCCUACCGUGCCAGCCCGCUGCCACUGACCGACAUUUUGAAUAACAUCGUCGGCGAAACCCCUACUGCCUUAAACGAGAAUUUCGUCUACGAGGCUCAACUUGCCCCCGCCGAGCGCGACCGGCUGCGCCAGCUUAUGCGUGCCCGCUCCCACUCACUGGCAACCACCGCUAGCACCUCGCUGCACAAACGACCGACACUGGUGGCGCAGGCGCCGCCGCCGCCGCCGCCGCCGCCCCACAUCGCCGAGGAGCCCGAAGUGCUGCCCCUGCCGAGCCGUCCCCUACACGACGAUGAUGUUGACGACGACGGGCGCCGGUCGCCAUUUGUCGAUCCCCCCGAUAUCGAUUAG
Molecule: messenger RNA, 933 nt
Organism: Diutina rugosa
Lineage: Eukaryota; Fungi; Ascomycota; Pichiomycetes; Serinales; Debaryomycetaceae
Exons: 1
Coding region: 1-933 (310 amino acids)
Source: RefSeq, a predicted model, not a curated record